AUGGAAAGAGUUUUAGAAAUUGCUUAUUCAUCUGGAUAUUGGAUGAUGGAGAUGGCAACGGAUUUUCCAAAUACCCAGUUCUUUGGUAUAGACCUUGAAUCAAGUGCGCCAGACUUGGUAUACCCAAGAAACUGCUUUUUCGGCCAAGGAGAUUAUUUAAAAGGACUGCCAUAUCAAGAUAAUUUCUUUGAUAUGGUACGGCUUGACAUGAUGCACCUUCGAUCCUUAUCAACCUUGGACCCAAUUUUAUUUUUGCUCUCAGAGGUCUUUAGAGUGACUAAAAAAGGCGGAUACAUAGAAUUUUGGGACUCAGAUUAUAAUUCAAGUCCUUUGUUAGAAAGAUUGACCGGUAUCCGCGUGGGAAACGAUCACAUAGAAAAAUUAUUGACAGAACAGGGUUUUGUCAAUGUAACCCAAAAAAAUGUUGCUAUACCCCUGGGUAAAGGAAGCACCGUGGGGGAAUUUACGGUGGAUAUAAUAAAAUCUUUUAUUGCAUCAAUUGAUGCACGGGAAGAUGACCUUCUUUACCUGAUCGAGGAAUGUGAAAAGUAUGACUCUCGGAUUAACGUUUUUUCCGGUUUUGGACAAAAACUUUAA
This is a messenger RNA of Rhizophagus irregularis DAOM 181602=DAOM 197198, 597 nucleotides long. Lineage: Eukaryota; Fungi; Glomeromycota; Glomeromycetes; Glomerales; Glomeraceae. The record is from RefSeq and is a predicted model, not a curated record.